UUUUACGUGGUUAGCUUCAUUUGCUAAAAAACAUUGUUUUUUUUUUUUUUUUAAGGAAACCAAGGUUGUUGAGGUCUGGUGUGGGGAUAGCAGGUGGAAGGUUGCUGCCGGUUGCAGGACCCUCUGGAGCUGAAGAGCUGUGCCAUUCCUCCUUUUCUCCUCUCAUGUCCCCACGUAGCCAGCUCACUGCCAGCCCAAUGACUGCCUGGAUCGUCCUGCCUGUCAGCCUGUCUGCCUUCUCCAUCACAGGAAUAUGGAUCGUAUAUGCCAUGGCUGUGAUGAAUCACCACGUGUGUCCUGUGGAGAACUGGUCUUACAAUGUCACAUGCACAGAGGAGCUACUCCGACCAGGCUUCCCCAAGACGUGCUGCACCGUCCAGGACAUUCCCCUCAUCAGUAAAUGUGGCUCCUACCCUCCUGAAAGCUGCCUGUUCAGCCUGAUCGGCAACGUUGGAGCCUUCAUGGUGGUGAUGGUGUGCUAUCUGCGCUACGCCCAGGUCAUCGAGCACAGCCACCGGUGCUGGAUCAACACCAGCGCUCUGGUGUCCGGCUGCACCAACGCCAUCGGCCUGGUCAUGGUGGGAAACUUCCAGGUGGACCAUGCCAAAUCAGUUCACUACGUGGGCGCCGGGGUGGCGUUUCCAGCGGGGCUGCUGUUUGUGUGCCUGCAGUGUGUGCUCACCUAUCGGGUGGCUGUGACGGCGCUGGACUACUGGAUGGCUCACUUCCGGGUGGCUCUGGCGCUGGGAGCCAUGAUCUUUCUCGUCCUCAGCGGCAUCUUCUUCAUCCACGAGAGCUUCGUGCUGCAGCACGCCGCCGCCAUCUGCGAGUGGGUCUUCACCGUGGACAUCCUGGUCUUCUACGGCACCUUCACCUACGAGUUCGGCACCGUCACCAGCGAGACCAUGACGGCGGGGCUGCAGCAGAGCCACCAUCACGGCUCGGGCGUCAUCAUGGGCCCCCGGGCCCGCGGCGCCGCUCUGGGCGGCGCCACCAAGGGCCUGAAGUCCCCCGGGGGAAGCAGCACGUCCACACAUCUCAACUGCACCACAGAGAGCAUAGCCAUAUUGUAGCUCCAGCGUCACUGCAGAGGUGCAUUGUGGGCUCCCAUGUGGCAGCAGCCUGUUGGAGGAGAGUGAGUCCUGAUACGUUUGAUCAUCGAUCCAUCAGCAGCUAACUUCAUCGGUAAUGCUCCGCCAUCUUUGUUUCCACCCCCGGCGUCGGUGCGAGCGGCUGCGGCGCCGCGGUGCCAGAAAGGCGAAUGUUUUCUGAGAUGUUGACGCGCGCGGGUUUGCUUUAGAACGGAAUUGAGCGUUUAAACAGCUGUGGAAACAGGAAGUCCAGUUCUUCUGCUUCCCAGACUCUCACCUCCGAGGCUUUGUGUUGCCCACCUUUGGCCUUUUUCCAAAUCUCUGCACGGCACAUUUGUUUCUGAAUGAAAGAACCGUUUCUGUUGAAUUUUUGAGUUUGUGUAGUGGGUAGAAAAACACUGAAUGUUUAAAAAGUGAAUAGUUAAUGUAUGUUUUACGGGCUGUGAGCACAGCGGCCUCUCAAUCAAUUGAUCACACCUGAUCCGGAAAAAGAUCUGUAAACACGUUUGGUUUCACGUUGCUGUUUUUAUUUGGUUGCACUGAUAAUUCGAUGGUGAAUGCCGAUGGCGUUUAUUUCCAAAAUCAAAUGUAUCCUGAGCCACUGUCAUUCUCCAAAUCACAGCGACCGUGAAUGAUGAAUGGUCUUUUCUUUCAGUCACUUUAAGGCGGAGUCUUCUCCGUCGCUGCCAUUCCCCACCUGUCACUGCACGGCCUCUCCUCGUUCCUAACAUUUUCAUUUUAUGCUCUUUUUUUUUUUUUUUUAAUGUCACGUCCGAUGCAAUAAUUGCCAUCAAUCAUUGGAUGAUUUCCGCUCCGCUGGAGUGAACCUUGCCUUUUCUUUUUUUUUUCGUGUGUCCAGCGUGUCACAGUUGAACACAGGGCUCUUCUUGUUUUUAACGACAGUGAGACAUUUGAAUCUGAGAGGAAAACAAACUGAUCCCACUGACGCAUUAACUUCGGUCCGCACGUUGAUUUGAUUCCAGGCUGGACCCUUGGAAGCCUUAUCUGAGUUUAGAGUGUUGAAAAGCCUUCUCAGUACUUAAAGAUGUCACCUGAAAAGUGUUUCAACCAGAAGAUUUCAAACUGAUGACAAGGCCGUGUAUUUAGGAUCUCUUUUCUUUUCUUCUUUUAAAGGGCCCGUGUGUAAGAUUCUGUGAGGACAUUUUUAAUCACUUGAUUUUAGUUCUUUUAACAUAAAGCACAGCCUGUUUGUUGUGUAGAGGGAGUUUCUCAUCUUCAACUGCAGAAUUUGCAGUGAUAUUUUGGUUACCAGCAGGCUAAUAAGAGCUUUACAUGGAGAUGCUAAACUGUCUGUGCCAUGUUUACACACUGACAAACAGAGGAAACCUUUAGGAAUAUAUUAUCUGUACUCUGGAGGAGAGUUGCUUUUAUCUGCAGUUUGUAAGAAACUGUUACAAAUCGGAAAGUAUUGAUCAUGGCAAGCAAAUUUUAUGCCUUCCUUUAUUUAUUACUCAUACAAUAUGGACACUGGAAAAAAAAGAAAGAAAUAUUGAAACUUUGAAAACUUUUCUUUCCUUUGUUUAGAAUUAAAAAUCCAUCAAGUUAAAUUGUAAAUAAUAUCAAGUUCUGACCAGAUAUUUACCGGGUUGGAAAGAUCUGCACAAUGCAUCACUUUUAACAUCGGGAUCACAAAUAUCACCUGCUUCUAGGUUUUAGGACGGAGUCCUCCCACUCAACAAUCAUCUGUCUAUUGGUUUAUUUUUCAUGGCCUCCGCAGGUUUUCUUUUUUUCAUUUGGUGAAUGAAUCGGAGUCUUACACGCGGGUCCAGUGAGGACUGCCACACACACACACACCACUGCUCACAGUAAAGCCGACUGACAUCCCUAACGCACACACUCCCGGUGUUCUGCCUGUCUAAAAGCACUGGAUGCCAGCAAUACACACGUUACAAAAGGUCACGUCACCUACCUCUUUAUCUUUUAACGCGUUCAGUGUUUGGAAGUGACAGCUACGGUUUCACCACAGUGAUUUGAAGUAUUUAACACGGUGGGUCGGUCAGUGAUUUACAGAAGUCUCUUACAGGUUACACAAGAUGCAUAAUCAUCUUUUUUUGUUGUUUUUUUUUUAGUCCCAUUCUCUGUGGGAAUACAGCACUCCUGUUUUGUUCUGCAAAUCUUGCCAAAAAAAAAAAGACUGGACUGACAGGAGCUUUGAUUGUUUUCUUUCUGUCUGCCUGCAGCGGGUGUGUGUUUCAGUGUCCGGUUUGAGCCUUACCCCCCUUCGGUCUGCACCAGGGGAACUUUGUUUCGUUUUUUUUUUUUUUUAUGUUCAGCUGUAGCCGAAUUCACCAAACUGUAAGCGAGUCGCGAGACUCCAAAUGGCAGCUCAUCCGAGCCCUCACACCAGGGCCCAGCUCAACCUGUAACACCGUCAGACCAUCGUCCACAGGCCAAAUAUUACUUUCAAUGGUGGAUAUUUCAACGUGUCUUUUCUUUGUUUGGUUGCUUCUCUGUCAGAAUAUGCACUCCAGUGAGCCGUCCGGCGGGAUUUUUGUGGGAGAACAAAAUAAAAGUUAAAAAAAAAAUAAAAAAUAAGGCUGCCUGACCUGUACAUGUCUCUACAACACAGAAACCAAUGUCAAUAAAAUGUACUGGUUGGAUUUCUUUGUUUUUAAAUUUAUUUGAAAAAUGUGUAAAAGAAUGAAAACGGAGGAGAAAUCCCUGGGGAAAAAAAAAAAUCUAGUCGACACAAAUGAUUCUGUUUCCUUUUAUAAAUUGUGUAAAUAUGUAUGAUUUGUCUAUCAGUUAGGUAUUUUCUUUUGACAGAGAUUUAUAUUCAAAUAUGGAAUAAAAAUGAUAAAUUAUU
Salarias fasciatus (jewelled blenny) is the source of this 3918-nucleotide messenger RNA. Its product is annotated as transmembrane protein 150A. Lineage: Eukaryota; Metazoa; Chordata; Actinopteri; Blenniiformes; Blenniidae. The transcript has 8 exons. The record is from RefSeq and is a predicted model, not a curated record. Gene Ontology annotation, cellular component: plasma membrane. Bases 165 to 1073 code for a protein of 302 amino acids. Gene Ontology annotation, biological process: protein localization to plasma membrane.